GUGGUCUCCCACCUAAUUAAGGUGGGAGGGGCUGGAAAAAGCAUGGAUCUCGAGGGUUGUCUGGUUGGUGGUGUUUAUGAAGUGAAGAGGAGGCUACAGAGCGGAUAUUUUGGUGUGACAUGGCUCGCAGAAAAUAAGACGACUAACAGGGACGUUUGUCUUAAGACUUUUUUUAACGAGAGCCAGUCCCAGAGAAAGGAACUGGUCAUACUGAAGCAGCUCUGUGAGGGACACUUUGAACACGAUUACAUUUGUCGUGUACUAGACGUGUGCAUUGAUAGAUCUCCGGUCCUAAAUGGAUCCGGUGUCGUUCUUGGAAGGAUACAGUUUGUUGUUUUUGAGUACUGCUCUGGGUCGGACCUGUUUAAUUUUCUUUGUAGCGGCCCUUGGGAGAAACAUAGAAAAGUAUCUAAUUUCUCUGAACCUCUUGCUCGUCAUUAUUUCAAGCAAGUCCUUUUAGGUGUCAUGUAUCUUCAUGAAAGAGGAAUGUACCAUCGGGACAUCAAACCAGAGAACUGCGUUUUGGACGAUAACCUCAAUUUGAAACUGACCGACUUUGGAACAAACAAGUAUUUUGCAGAUGCUGACCCAAUGAAACUCAUUCGUACAAAGACAAGAGGUGUUGGAACCGAGACCUACAGAGCCCCUGAAGUUAACUCGGGACUUGACUAUGAUCCUGCAGCUGCUGAUGUCUGGAGUCUAGGGGUCACACUAUUCUUCUUUGUUGGGGUUGAACAAAUGUUUGCUAAAGUCCAGACUUUAGACUCCUACUCUAAACAAAUAAUAGCUCCACUAGGAAUAUACUUUCCCUUCCCCCUCCACUGCUCAAAACUUGACUCAUACCUAAGGAGGUCAGUAUACUGUACAUGUAAUGGCAGCUGUACAUAUAAUGAUACAUGGUAUAUUAAUAAAUGGUGUCUCUUUCUACGUGUUCAAUUGUUCGUGUAUAUCAGGGAGGCUGAUUUGAGAGGGCGUGGUGUUAAUGGAAGCCUCAAAGGUUCUGCACUGCCUAACGAGUCCUUCUGGUCCGAGUGGGAGUGUCUCAAGGUAUCGAUUAGUCCGGGCCUGCGUGACCUGUUGAACAGGAUAUUCGUGUUAGACGCUGGACUAAGGAUAACGCUGAGGGACAUAUUGAGACACCCGUGGGUAACAAUGGAGGACGGUAUGUCGCCCGAUAUCAUUAAAAUGGAAAUGGAGAACAGGUGUCCAUCAGCCAUAAGGAUGUCUCGGGAUGCCAGCCCUUUACUAGUUGGAUCAAAAUUACUAGGAGGCGUUGAUAGGGUGGUGCUAAGAGAGAGUCUCUCUGGAGCAAAUAAAGAGGACAUUGCAUUUCCUGAAGACUCGGAGAUUUGGCAGUGGUCAUUGCAGAUAGAACAUCUUGAGAGCCUCCAGUUGAGGAUAUCCGGAGGAGAUGCUCAGGAAGUGAUGAUGGAUUUGAAUAUUACUCUAGAGCUGGUGAGGAAUGUACUCAAAGAGCCAGCUAACGAGAGGCAUAGACAAGUAAUGGUUGAUCACAUUAGUAAUGAAUGGAUCGCUCAGUUGUUUCUGAUUGUUGGUUUCCUUCCUAAAGACAAUUCUCUCGUCCUCCUUGAUGAGUAUCUUGAUCUCAAUCUUUUAAACUGUGCAGUAUCUUAUCUUCAAGGAAUAGAGCUUGCUGUGACAAGAGCUGCCAUUUACACACAAUGCACGGACGAUGGUAAUUCUGAAGGUUUUGAGGAAGACAUGGAAAUGGAGGCUGGUGUUAUGCCACUAGAGGAGGAGGAGGAGGAAGAGAUCACGACGUUCAGAGAUAGCGUGACAUUAAGAGGAGAGUCUGUUACUGAGUAUGAUACUAGUAGUAGUCAAUCUUUUUUUAAUAAUCCCAUCAGCACCACUGCUACUGCAUCAGGGAGUGAUCCAUUAACAAUCCCAAUUAGCAUGCACCAGUUUUACAAUAGGAGUAUAUCUUCCAAUGAAGACAACAUGUCACAAGAGACAGCAAUAGCUUCGUCACAAGAGUCAAUGUGGGCUCCAGGCAGUGUGAGCACACAAAGCUCUCAGGAUGAUCUCCCUGAUGGCUAUCAGUUAGUUCACGAGUGGAAUGUGGACUUUUCUCCCUGGCAUAGACUCAUAGAGUUAUCCAGCACACUUCAAAUACAUGAGCCCAAGCAAUACAGGGCAGCUGCCGAGUUUUGUAAAAUGUCUGGAUUACUAUGUAGCUAUGGAUUGUAUCAGGUUGUGUGUCAUGAUCAGUUGGCCAUGUACUGUAGAGGGAACAUUGCCUCAUUCUCAAUGAGGAUAGUUAAUCAAAUUGUCGAUGGUCUAUGUAAAGUAUUCAUUUCUACAUGGUGUAUGUGUGGAAAUGACGAAUGGGCUCUAGUACUAGAGAGAUUGAGUAAGGACAUGCAGUAAAGUCGGGACGUUAUAAGGAUGCAGCCCUUUUUUAAUUUUCUUUAUUUUUCUAUUGUUAUUCUCAUAUUUUUUUUCAUCUCCAAUAAUAAUUCAGUGCAUAAAAUAAUAA
Messenger RNA from Amphimedon queenslandica, 2500 nucleotides. RefSeq lists its product as uncharacterized. Bases 43 to 2391 code for a protein of 782 amino acids. Gene Ontology annotation, cellular component: cytoplasm. Gene Ontology annotation, biological process: intracellular signal transduction; protein phosphorylation. Gene Ontology annotation, molecular function: protein serine/threonine kinase activity; ATP binding. The record is from RefSeq and is a predicted model, not a curated record. Lineage: Eukaryota; Metazoa; Porifera; Demospongiae; Haplosclerida; Niphatidae. The transcript has 16 exons.